Messenger RNA from Glycine soja, 889 nucleotides. RefSeq names its product aluminum-activated malate transporter 7-like. The coding region runs from base 136 to 636 and encodes 166 amino acids. Gene Ontology annotation, cellular component: plant-type vacuole membrane. Gene Ontology annotation, biological process: malate transport. The record is from RefSeq and is a predicted model, not a curated record. Lineage: Eukaryota; Viridiplantae; Streptophyta; Magnoliopsida; Fabales; Fabaceae. The transcript is spliced from 3 exons.
UAAAGUUUUUUGUCUUUCGUACUAUAUAUAGGGUGCUUGGAGGAAUAUGUCAAAUGUGCUACUCAAAAAGAAAAUAAGCCUGGUUCUAGCUUCACUGUUUGCAAGUCGCUGUUGGACUCUAAAUCAAAGAAUGAGAUGCUGGAAAAUUUCGCAAAAUGGGGACCAUGGCAUGGAAAAUUUGGAUUUUUCUAUCCAUGGGAGGAGUACCUAAAGAUUGGAGAGGUUCUUCGAGAACUUGCUGCAAUUAUUCUUGCUCUGGGAGGUUGCCUCCAAGCCUCAACUACGCACAUGGAAUUGGCAUCGGUGAGUCAAACAGUACAAUUGGAAUCAUGUGAAGCAAUUGGGUCACGGAUUGUGUGGACUCUGCGAGAACUUGGAGACAGCAUGAAGCAAAUGAGGAAAUGUGAGGCUCUGCCUCACACAUCAGCAAAGUUGAAGGCAGCGAGAGCAGAGCUAAGUUUGGUGAUUUCCACGUCCAAGAUAGCAGCAAUUGAGAACAUUGAUGCACUAGCAGUAGCAAGCUUCGUGUUCUUGCUCAAGAAAGUUUUGGAUAAAGUAGAAGAACUGGCCAAAGAGGUGGAGCAAGUUGGAGACAUUGCCGGUUUUCGUGCUCAUUCAACUAUUGCCUCUAAGUAGAUGCCUAUCUCUGAAGUGUUCAGCCGUUUGAUCUUUCAUCCAUUCAUUGAACCAUUGAUUUGUUAUUCAAAUAUGUGUUUGAUAUUUAUGUAUAUAUUAAUAAUGUACUCCAAAAUAUCGGUCGCUAAAUCAAUUAGUGACCGAAUUAAAAAUGGUUUUAUGAUUUCAUCUGUUGCUAAGCUGCUAAUUGUAAGACCGAUGUAUAUAACAUGAUUAUGUAUUUGAUGGUUAAAUAGUAUACUUUUUAAUCCUA